Molecule: messenger RNA, 879 nt
Organism: Talaromyces rugulosus
Lineage: Eukaryota; Fungi; Ascomycota; Eurotiomycetes; Eurotiales; Trichocomaceae
Exons: 5
Coding region: 1-879 (292 amino acids)
Cellular component (GO): intracellular anatomical structure
Molecular function (GO): oxidoreductase activity, acting on NAD(P)H, oxygen as acceptor
Source: RefSeq, a predicted model, not a curated record
AUGGCUUCUCAAUCGGCUCUUCAACGAUCUCUCGAAUCAUACAAAACUACUAGCUCCCUCCAAGAUUUCCACAGUCUACACGACAAAGUGGUGCUACAAAUUAAAGCUCAUUGUCUUUCAGGAGGUGGAGAUGGUAUUGGACUCGCUUUGGUCAAGGCCGUCGCAGAGUUCGGUAGCCAUGUCGCGGUAAUCGGUCAGCGGGAGAUACCCCAUCCAGAACUGCAAGAGAUCCAAGGCAUGCACGAGAAGAUACAAGUGAAAUAUUUCUGCGCCGAUGUCGCCCAAGAGUCGCUAUUGACAAAAGCAUUCGACCAAAUCUUGUCGGAUUUUGGAAGGAUUGAUGGCGUGAUAGCUUGCGCUGGAAUCUGCGUCGAAAAGACAUUUGUCGAACAUACAUGGGAAGAGGUGGUUCGAUUGCAAAUGGUUAAUAGCGUUGGACUCUUUUUCACUGUACAACUAGCCGUCAAAGCGAUGCUACAAAACCGGCCGGGACCCGAUGAUCACACACCAAAGGGCAGCGUUAUUCUCAUCGGGAGCAUCGCGACAGAUAGCGGAGUUGAGAGUCAGGGACUAACAGCCUAUUCGGCAUCCAAGGGUGCAGCCAAGGGUCUUCUUCACAGCCUAGCGGUUGAGCUGGCGCCGAAGGGAAUUCGUGUCAAUAUGAUCUCCCCGGGCCACACCAUUACCGACAUGUCAGUCAGUCAGUGGAAAACUCGCCCGGAGCUGGAGACUGUCAUGAGGAAUGCAGUGCCGAUGGGGAGAAUGGCCGACCGCAGAGAUCUAAAAGGUGCCGCUGUCUACUUUUUGUCAGAUGCAUCGCUAUAUACGACCGGCAGUAAUCUAGUCAUUAGCGGUGGGAUCCAUGCUGGAAGACUCUAA